Drosophila bipectinata is the source of this 1033-nucleotide messenger RNA. Its product is annotated as probable cytochrome P450 313a3. The record is from RefSeq and is a predicted model, not a curated record. Gene Ontology annotation, molecular function: heme binding; oxidoreductase activity, acting on paired donors, with incorporation or reduction of molecular oxygen; iron ion binding. Lineage: Eukaryota; Metazoa; Arthropoda; Insecta; Diptera; Drosophilidae.
CAUGGAUACUUUUGUGGAACAUGAUGGAAUUUAUUUGUUGCCAUAUUUACUUCGAUGGUCAUUAAGUAUAGCUUAUCAAACAACUCUGGGAAUCGACGUUAAAGACGAAGCGAAUUUUAAGAACAAUGCUCUCAUAGACUCUUGGCAAUCGUAAUAAACUCGUGAAAUUGAUUAUCAUUGGAAUUUUCAUAAAUGUUUCUCAAAACAAAACAAUAUCCAAAAUGAUCGGUUGGGAAAAGAAAAAAACACACGAGUUUUCCAAAAUUAAUACUCUCAUAAAUAAGAUCAUUGACUCCAAAUUGAAUUCUCAAACGGAAAGCUGUACGACCUUGCCCACGAGCUCCGUCAUCAACCGAAUGAUUGAUCUUUAUCAGAAUGGAAAAAUAAGUUUGGAUGAAAUAAGAGGAGAGUGCUGUAACAUGGUUCUGGCUGGCAUCGACACCACAGCUGUAACACUUCAUCACGCUCUUAUCCUAUUAGCAAUGUUUCCCCACUACCAGGACAUGGUCUUUGAAGAGCUAAAAGAAGUCUACCCGGAGAGUGGAGAUUUUGUAGUGGAGUACCAAGACCUCAAAAAGUUGGUGUAUCUAGAUCGCGUUUUAAAUGAAACCCUGCGUUUGAUUCCAUCCGCUGGGGUUACUGUAAGAAAUGCCAAUGAAGACUUUCGCCUGUCAAAUAAAGUCCUUGUUCCGAAAGGUGUUGCCAUUAUCGUGGAUAUAUUCAAUAUCCACCGCAACAAGGAAUAUUGGGGCCCAGACGCUCAUACUUUCAACCCAGACAAUUUUUUGCCCGAUAAUGUUCGCAAACGGCAUCCUUAUGCCUUCAUGCCUUUUUCAAACGGGAGGAGAAAUUGUAUAGGCUGGAGAUACGCAUUAAUUUUGUCCAAAAUUACCUUGGCCAGGAUUCUCAGAAAUUACAAACUCAGCACUAGUUUUCGGUAUGAAGACCUAGUCUUUAUUGAUAAUAUAGUAAUGAAGCUGGAGAAAUCACCUCUUCUACACUUUCAACGAAGGUGAAAAUUUCAGAAUAAAAA